Scomber scombrus (Atlantic mackerel) is the source of this 2189-nucleotide messenger RNA. RefSeq names its product plakophilin 2 (gene pkp2). Gene Ontology annotation, cellular component: nucleus; plasma membrane; intercalated disc. The record is from RefSeq and is a predicted model, not a curated record. Bases 271 to 1725 code for a protein of 484 amino acids. Lineage: Eukaryota; Metazoa; Chordata; Actinopteri; Scombriformes; Scombridae. Gene Ontology annotation, molecular function: alpha-catenin binding; molecular adaptor activity; cadherin binding. Gene Ontology annotation, biological process: heart development; intermediate filament bundle assembly; cell-cell junction assembly. The transcript is spliced from 10 exons.
UCAGAAGGGAGGGUCAAGGGCUCCAUAGACAGAAUUCAUACUCGCCCUCGGUCAUCAGCGCAGAGGUGGUCUUGGGGAAGACAUUUGAAGCAGAUCUCCCCAUUCAGGAAAUACAAGCGCACAAUUACACGACUCUGUAAGAUCUUUAUUUUUGAAAGCUCUCUCGGUGUGCGAAGCAGGUCAUGGAUACUCUUUUUGACUUGUUAAUGAUGCAUUUUCUCAUCCAUUGCUGUCUUCUCACGCAGGAAUACAGAGAACAAGCCUCCAGAGAUGACGUUAGAGAGGGCCGUGAACCUGUUGAGCCAGGAUGAUGAGGAGAUGCUGAUCUCUGCAGCCAGCUACAUACAAAGCCAAAGUUUCAGGAGUGCUGAUGCUAAAAAGACAGUGUACUACCUCCACGGGAUCCCAAAGCUCCUGGAACUCCUUAACAAUGACAAUGAAGAGGUGCAGCGUGCCACUGCAGGGGCGCUGCGUAAUGUCGUUUACCAGAGCAGCGAAAACAAGAUGGAGGUGAAGGAAAGUGAUGGCUUGGCUACCAUUUUGCUUGCACUGAAGCACAGCCGUGAUGUGGAGACCAGACGACAACUUACUGGUCUUUUGUGGAACCUCUCCUCUCAUGACCUUUUGAAAGAACGUCUCUCCAGAGAGGCUUUAACUGUCCUCACACAGUCGGUCCUGGUGCCAAGUUCAGGCAUUUCUGAGGGCGAAAACCCAAAAGACGAUCUCCUUGCGGAUGCCGAUGUUUUCCACAGUGUUACAGGCUGUUUAAGAAAUCUGAGCUCUGCUGGUCCAGAUAGCAGGAAAGCAAUGAGGGACUGUGAGAAACUUAUUGACUCUCUGGUCUACUACAUCCGGGGAACUAUAGCAGACUACAAGACAGAUGACAAGUCCACAGAGAACUGUGUUUGCAUCCUUCACAAUCUGUCUUAUCAGAUUGAAGCAGAACUUCCCACAAAGCACAUGAGAGAUCUCCGGGAAUCUCGGCAAAACUUGGCUCCUAAACCAAAGACUGUGGGCUGUUUUAGUUAUCGCAGCGCCAAGAUCACAGAGCAUCUGGAGCAACGGGGCCCCCUGCUGGAGGAGAAUGCAAACCCCCAGGGCAUCGAGUGGCUGUGGAGCGCCAUCAUUAUUCGGAUGUACCUGUCACUGUUAGCCCGCAGUGUACGUCACUACACCCAGGAGGCUGCCAUCGGAGCCCUGCAGAACCUCACAGCUGGAAAUGGAGCGGUGACUGAAGCCAUUGCCUUUACUAUUGUUCAACGGGAAAAUGGCCUCCAGCAUGUGAAGAGGAUGUUGCAGGAAGGAGAGAGUGGUAUGAAGAGGACAGCUGUGUCUCUAUUAAAAAACCUCUCUCGCUACCAGGAACUGCUCCCUGACAUCGUCAAGCAGGUGUUGCCAGAGGUGGUGGAGAUGCUCCCCAAUGACGACACCGGUACCGACCUGCCGACUGACGUGACGGCCUCUCUGUGUCACAUCCUCAUUAACCUGAGCCAGAACAGCCUGCAGCACGUCAGAGACAUCGUCAACCAGCGAGCCCUCCCGAGGAUCAUCAACAUCAGCAACAAGGACAAUGGUUAUGGACCCACCAGAGCGGGUCAGGCAGCCUGCGUCCUGCUGCACGCGAUGUGGAAACACAGUGAUCUCCACGAGGUCUUCAAGAAGUGCGGAUACAGGAAAACAGAUUUCAUCAAUGCGAGGACAACAAAGGCUGUGAACUCCAGCUGAGACUGAGCUGAAAAUCUAUUAACACCAAACUGAAGCUGCACUUGUUAACAAUGUCUGCACCUGCGGCCACAAAUCACUCAAUGCACUGUUUGUCCUGUAAUGUAAUAUAAUGGAGUGUCUGCAGAUUCAGAAAAGGAUCAUUCAAUUUUUCCUCUCAACGUUGCACACAUAUGUUUGUGAACAUUUCCCUUAAAGGUCUCAUGAAAUGGUUUUUAAAAUUGUAAGUUUCAGCACUUUUUUUAGUUUUGUUGGCUUUCUUUAUUAGAUUCUGUACAACAGAUAUUUCUAGCCACUGAUGAAGGCACGUUUCCUUAAUGAUACUGAAUUCAAUGUAAAGUAUUAGUUUAUGUUUGUGUAGUUAUUUUUUAUAUUAGUGGCAGCUUGAUGGUUGAAAAUGUGUGUUGUAGCAUUCAGCGUAGUAAUUACACAGAGAACCACAAAAAAUGAGAGAAAUUGUGAAGCAC